GUAGAAAAAUGUCUGUUUUAAAGCUGAGGUUUGCUUUUCUGAAUCACUGUGUAAAAUUAAAAUCCGUCUCCAAAACAAGUACGCAUUUCUUCACAAGUAGACCUCUAUCAUCAUCAUGUGUUAAUCUUGGUCCUCUAUCACCGGAGGUUGUUCCUCCACCUCACAAGAUACAACGACCAAGAAGAGCUCUUCUUUAUGUCCCGGGCCAUGACGAAAGGAAAAUAAACAAACUCCAAACACUGGAUGUGGAUUGUGUUGCACUGGACUGUGAAGAUGGUGUCAGUUUGGACAAAAAAGAGGAUGCAAGAAACACAAUACACAAACUGUAUGAAGAAACUGCUUCAACCUUUCAUGGCGAGUUGUGUGUUCGAGUUAAUUCACCAAGCAGCGGUUUCUGUGAAUCAGACAUCGAAAAUAUAUUUUCCAUGUCAACACUCCCCCCCACAGUGAUUGUUCCUAAGAUUAAUAGUAUACAAGAUAUUACUUGGUUUUGUGAGAUGAUGAACGAGAAAAGUAGAACGAUCCUGGGCAGACCAACCAAACGCCUGUUCAACGUCAUUUUUAUGACAGAAAGCAGCAAAGGUUUAAUCAAUUUACAGAAAAUCAUAGAAGCUGGGAUUUCUGCUUGCAGUCCGAGGUUUAGUUGCUGCCACAUAGCUGGAAUCAUUUUUGGGUCGGAUGAUUUUUGUGCAAACCUUGGCAUCAUGAGAUCUAAGGAUGCAAGUGAACUAAUUUAUGCAAGGCAGAAGAUUGUGGCAACUUGCAAGGCUUUUGGGUUACAAGCUAUUGACAUGGUGUAUAUUGAUUUUAAAGAUAAUGAUGGCUUGGAAAAGCAGUCAUUGGAAGGAGCAAGGAUGGGCUUCACUGGGAAACAAGUAAUACAUCCAAAUCAGAUCCCCAUCGUGCAGAAAUCUUUCACUCCAAGUGACGAGUUGUUAAAGUGGGCUGAAGAUUUGACAGAAGCUUUUGAAAACAGUACUGAGGGUGCAUUUACAUUCAGAGGUCAAAUGAUUGAUUUGCCAACCGUACUACAAGCCAAGAACAUUAAAUUAUUUUCAGAUUUUAUAAAAAAGACAUAACUAAAAAUUGCAUUUUAAAUUAGCCAAGUAAAUUAGAAAAUCAAUUAUGUAUUGCAUUCAUGUUCUAAUGUACCAAACAUACUAUUUUUACUUUACACAUUGUAUAUAUAUAUUUGAAAAAUUAUGUGCAAAUCAGUUUUCUUUUAGUUUUAUUUUUAAUCUUGCCAAACCUAAUCAGGUUUAAAUGUCUUGUCACUGGAGUGACACUGCCUCUAUUUAACUUAUUCCUACUUUGAAAAAAAACACAAUUUAUUUUCCAUUUUAUUGUCCUCCGCUCAUCUCCUGUCUUUUAAUACAACGCUUUCAAUCAAGAUUUCUUUACAAAUUUAAAACUUUUCAGUGGAUCUUCCAGUUUCUUCUUAUAUUUCGGGUUAGGUUUUCCCAUCACUCGAACUGAACUUCUUUUCCUUGGUUUCAUAUCAUGUGAUGGAGGUGGCUGGUGUUGCGACGCACGGGUGGAAACCCCGCUGUAUAAACCUUUCAGCGUGGGUGGGACUGGAAACGAAAAUAAAUCUUUUGUUAAAAACUAGGCCAUGUAGAUGGUCGUUUUGGUUGGUGUAUAAUUUGUUAUUUAAAUGAGUGAGGUCCCACACUCUUGAGAGCUAGAAAGGGUGGUACAUUUUCCACUUCAUCAAGGUUCUUUAUAUUAAAAAUGU
Molecule: messenger RNA, 1735 nt
Organism: Ciona intestinalis (vase tunicate)
Lineage: Eukaryota; Metazoa; Chordata; Ascidiacea; Phlebobranchia; Cionidae
Source: RefSeq, a predicted model, not a curated record